AUGGCCAUCACCACCAUCCUCUUCGAUUGCGACAAUACCCUCGUAUUGUCUGAGCCGCUCGCCUUUGCAGCGUGUGCGGACCUUUCCAAUGCCAUCCUAGACAAGUACGCCCCGGCCACCACACACCGGUAUGCGGGUCCAGCGCUUCAGCGCGAAUUCGUCGGCAAGAACUUUCGCGCCCUCAUCGCUGCGCUCGAGGAGAAGCACGGCUUCUCAAUGCCACCUGAAGAUGUAGGCGGGUGGGUAGACAUGGAGCUAGGCACAACGGUGGCCAAGAUCAAGGCGUAUGCGACCCCUUGCGAGGGGUCGAUGGAGAUUUUGAGGGAGUUAAAGGCGGAAGGGAAAUACCAGCUCGCGGUUGUCAGCUCGAGCGCCCUCCCCCGGGUCCUCGCUUCUAUCGAGAAGACUGGACAAGACGCUUUCUUCCCAUCAUCUCGUGUCUUCUCCGCGGCAUCCAUGACCCCUCCCACCUCCAAACCGGACCCCGCCGUCUACCUCCAAGCGUGUCGGCAACUCGGGGUACUCCCCAGCGAGUGCGUCGCUAUCGAGGAUAGCAGAUCGGGCGCUACGGCGGCUAAGCGGGCGGGCAUACCAUUGAUGGGCUAUGUAGGGCCGUACUAUGAUGAGGGACAGGUGGAAGUGGAUGAGGCGGAGAAGGUGUUGAAGGAGGAUUGUGGGGCCAAAGUGGUGAUGCACCAUUGGAAGGACUUUAGGGAGUGUAUGCGGAGAAUGGAGGCGUAG
This is a messenger RNA of Dioszegia hungarica, 741 nucleotides long. RefSeq names its product haloacid dehalogenase-like hydrolase. Gene Ontology annotation, molecular function: phosphoglycolate phosphatase activity. Gene Ontology annotation, biological process: dephosphorylation; DNA repair. Lineage: Eukaryota; Fungi; Basidiomycota; Tremellomycetes; Tremellales; Bulleribasidiaceae. The coding region runs from base 1 to 741 and encodes 246 amino acids. Gene Ontology annotation, cellular component: cytosol. The transcript has a single exon. The record is from RefSeq and is a predicted model, not a curated record.